UCCUUGCAUUUGAAAGUCAUAUUCUCUCUCUCUCUCUCUCUCUCUCUCUCUACCACCACCACCACCACCACCACCACCGUGCCGGAAAAUGAGUAGUUUGAGCAUGAUUGAGUCAAAGCUGCCGCCGGGGUUUAGGUUUCAGCCAAAAGAUGAAGAACUGAUAUGUGAUUACUUGAUGAAAUGGGUAACCGGCUGCGGCCACCAAACCCCUCUGUUAAUUGAAGUUGACCUAAAUAAGUGCGAGCCUUGGGACGUUCCCGAAUCAGCAUGUGUAGGAGGCAAGGAGUGGUAUUUUUACAGCCAACGUGACCGGAAAUAUGCAACCGGACUAAGAACAAAUCGGUCUACAAUAUUCGGCUACUGGAAAGCGACCGGAAAAGACAGGCCGAUUAUUCGAAAGGGAACCCUAGUUGGGAUGAGAAAGACAUUGGUAUUCUACCAAGGUAGGGCUCCUAAAGGAAGAAAAACUAGUUGGGUCAUGCAUGAAUUUCGCCUUGAAGGCUUCUUGGGCCCUCCUAGACUAUCUUCUAUCCGGGAGGAUUGGGUUUUAUGCAGAUUGUUCUACAAAAAAAGAGAAGUUGAAGCCAAACAAGAAACAGGAAGCAGCUGCGAAAAAGAAAUUACAACUUCUUCUUCUCUUCCUCCAUUAAUGAAACCCAGUGUCACCUUUAAUCAAAAUCAGGCCUCAACAAAUGAGUUUAAUAAUAAUAAUAAUAAUAAUAAUAAUAAUAAUAAUAAUAAUAAUAAUAAUGAGCAAGUGCCCUGCUUCUCCAUUUUGACCCAAAACGAAAAUAAUUUCUCACAAAUCACAGAAUCAUCCAACAAAUUCAUGCCCGGAGGGUUGCCUGCAGAUCAUAAUCUUGGAAUGCAUUCAUCAUCAUCAAACGCUGAUCAGACGGUGAUCAAAGCUCUACUCUAUCAUCUUACCAAAAUGGACGACAGUAAGUUCUUCCCAAGUUAUGGGGAUGGAAGUUCAAUCAGCUAUCUAUCUGAAGUGGGAUUGCAGUCUUCCAUGUGGAAUUACAACUGAUAUGAUAUUUAGAACUUGAAUUAUUUGUGCUACUUUAAUUAAGAUUUGAGUUUUGCCGACAUAUGAUUCUAAUGAUAGGUUAAGUUGUUUCCUAA
This is a messenger RNA of Olea europaea var. sylvestris, 1125 nucleotides long. RefSeq names its product NAC domain-containing protein 21/22-like. NCBI's taxonomy places the organism in Eukaryota, Viridiplantae, Streptophyta, Magnoliopsida, Lamiales, Oleaceae. Bases 89 to 1030 code for a protein of 313 amino acids. Gene Ontology annotation, biological process: regulation of DNA-templated transcription. Gene Ontology annotation, molecular function: DNA binding. The transcript is spliced from 3 exons. The record is from RefSeq and is a predicted model, not a curated record.